Messenger RNA from Silurus meridionalis, 7562 nucleotides. RefSeq names its product basic helix-loop-helix domain-containing protein USF3. NCBI's taxonomy places the organism in Eukaryota, Metazoa, Chordata, Actinopteri, Siluriformes, Siluridae. Gene Ontology annotation, molecular function: protein dimerization activity. The record is from RefSeq and is a predicted model, not a curated record. The coding region runs from base 228 to 7106 and encodes 2292 amino acids. The transcript is spliced from 7 exons.
UGAUUUUAAUCCGCCCCGCCCACCAACUUUGUGCCUGUGCAUUGGGAAAAUGAAGUGAAUCGAAAAGGAUCAGUAAAGUUUUCACCGGGACGCUUUUCAUUACUGCAGAAAUGCUGACGCUGACGACAAAUGCUUUCACGAAGAGCACAGCUUUGUGAUUGCUGAGUUUAAGCUGGCAUACAUAAGUCUCUUUUGCCCACUGCUAGAAGCUUGCAGUGUGAGCCACAAUGCCAGAAAUAAUCCAGAAUCAGCCAGAAACUACCCAGAAACCGACACGGAGGAAAAAAAACAAAGAGACACACAAUGCAGUCGAAAGGCAUCGUAAAGAGAAGAUCAAUGCCGGGAUUAAGCGAAUUGGAGAUCUCUUGCCAUGCUCUCAAGUUUUAAAACAGAGUAAGAAUAUGAUUUUAGGGGAAGCCUACCGUUAUAUCACUGAGCUGAAGCAACAGAAUGAUGAAAUGCUGCUCAAUGGAGGAGACAAAGUACAAGCGGACGAGAUAAAACGCUUACGGCAGCAGAUGGACGACUUAAGAAGAGAAAGUGCUCAUUACAUUGAGCUUCUCAAAGCAAAUGGAAUAAACUUUUUGGAUGACCCCACUAUCCACUGGAAGGGCAAGCAGCGCUGUGCUAAAGUAGCCAAAAUAACACCGACUCACUUGAUGUCAAAGGGAAUAAUUGUGUACUCUAAUGAAAAUGUGGCUUGUUCAGCGAGUAAAGUGUCAGCUCCUUCAAAUCCUCUUUCUCACCUGGAUAAGCAGCCAGUGAAUGCUUUAGCCAUCCAGCCAUCUUGUAAUGUUCAAACGGGUCCAGGUCAAGCACUUGGUGUCUCAAAUGAAAUGCAGAUUAAUGAAAUAAUCACUUCUACUACAUCUUCUCACAUUCCAUUAGCGACUCUUAUUCCUGCUGUGUCCAAGCCUUGUCUUGCAGUUGUGGAGCAGUAUGCUGCUGUGGCACCUGUUCCUUCAAAAUUGCCCCCUCCUGCGAAUUAUGUUACUCUUCAAAGCACAUGUCCCAAGCUUGCAGUCACUGCUCCCAGUCUUCAACAAACUCAGCCAGCAAAGCCUGCACAAACUCUUGCAUCUUCCCCCAGUUGCACAAUGCCUGUACAAAUCAAGCCGGUGUUAAAUCUGUCCUCUCUGCCUCAAACCUCGGUCAGCAACACACUUGUUUCUGAUGCUUCUUCAGUGAUGCCCCAAGAUUCAGAAAUCAUAUCUCUUGCUCAAACAUUACCAGGCAACUCUGCUCAUCUUAGGACCAGUGCAGCCAGCAGUACACAGACUACGUGGACAACACUACAGCUUACUGGAAACACUGUACAGCCUGUCUGUCGAGCAUUGGCCACAGAAGCCAGUAACCCCGGGCAUAGCAUUUCACAAAUGUCAGUGUGUCCUGUUGUGGCAAAUCCCCAAGUCCAUCCAAUUCAAGUGCAAACUCAAGUUCCUAUGCAACUUCAAACCCCUAAACCAGCUUGCAUCCCUGCUCAGCCCAAACCUUCCCAGCUGUUACCGUCAGUUCUUCAAACGCCUGUUGUUACUCAGGCAUCACUUUUAUCCCAGACCCCUGUGGUACUUCAUCAACCACCUCUUGUACCCCAGACAGGGUUACUAACUCCAUCCCAAACUGUUGUAGCUCAACCCACAAUUUUACCCAAGCCUGUCCCUCCAUCAACUCAGUCCCACACAUACCCAACCAUACAACCCAAGCCCCAAAUCCCUCAUUCCAUGCCUCAGCAUGAACUCCAACCCACUUUGCCUUCUCAAUCCCAAGUUCCACCAGCUAUCAUACCCCAGCCCCAGUCUGCCAUUGUGCCUCCUGUGCAGCAAACACUUUUGCCCCAGACUCAAGCCACCACACUGCCAGUACUCCAGACAAUGCAAGUUGUGCAGAUGAAUUCAGAUGGAUCUUCAGUCAUUGGGACGCCCCUGCCUCAAAACAAUCCAAAUGUUGUUAUUUUGCAGCAGGCCAGUACAUGUCCAGCCCCACAAGUAAUUAGAGAGGAUCUGACCAGUCAAGGGGCAUGCCAGCACAUUGUUAUUAUUCAGACACCGACAAUGCCAUCUACUCAACAGAACCAUCAAACUAACAUUGUGCCAUCUGCAGUUCCCACUGUGGCUAAUCACAUGACCAGCAACCCGUGUCCCACUACUGCUCAAGCGAAACAGCUGGUUCACAUUCUUCCCCGUCCUUCAGCACAGGUUCAGACACAGGCUCCCCAGACUAUCACUGUGAAUGGACAGGUUUAUGUCUUAAAAUCAGCAGACACCGGGAGCUCACAGGUUAGCCAGAGUGCUACGCAAAUAAUUCAGCCCACCUGUGAGGAACCUAACGCCAAUGUUGCAUUGAAUUGUUUGGGUGCUCUUACUAGCCUUAGCCAGAGCAUUUCACAAGUCUCCAAUCAAGGCAAUUCGCAGGCCUCGAAUCAAAACAAUGUACCACUGCAAAUUACUGCACCUUCAGACACUGCAGUGCAAUCAUCUCCGUCCAAGCCGGUUUCAGGAGUCAGUACAGCCACUGAGACUGUUCUACCCCCUGUUGUACCUGUGUCAACAUCAGUAACUUGUGCAGUUAAGAUCUUGCCGAAGAAGUCCAGUGUACCAUCUGUACACCUACCCAAACCGAAUAAAAGGGCCAGACCAGUCAAAAGAAAAGAACCUAAUCAAAAGAGAAGCAUGUGCCGAAUUGCUGCAAAGCCUGCAAAUAGUAUGAAAUCUCAGUCAAAUGUGGAACAAGGAUAUUCAUCCUCUAUAACAGAUAUGGACUCUAUUAAUUCUGUAAGUGAGGAUAUAAGCCACCAAACCAGUACUGCAAGUACAUCCAUGGUCAUCAGUAUUUCUUCAACAUGCAAUACUUCGACAACCAUUUGUGUCAAAUCAAGUAGUAAAUUAAUUCACAGUCCUGCUGUUUCAGCAACCAAUACGCCAAGUGUCACUUCCCAAGUGCUCAAUGAAGUGGAUCAAAUACAUGGAAAAAGUGUUGAUGAAACUCCCCCAUCACAAUACAAUAAAACAGAUAGUACAAUAAGUUCUGGUACUCCCCUUGAGGACAGCCCAGUAGUCCAUGGCAGCAGUGAACCUGUAUUAGCUAAUAAUGUUGACCUUAAGAAAAAUGAAUCAACAGUUAGUGUUCUGUCUUCUCAGUGUAGCACGUUGAGCAGAGAUGAUAACUCUUCCUCCGGUGCACUUAUUUCUCAAGAUAAAUUAACAAUCAACAAUGGUCCUACUAGCUGCAUACAAACAGAAUCAAGUACUACUUUAGUUCAGAACAGAACUACUUUAACUAAUGUUAGUCCUUCAGAAAAUAAUUUGAAGGUUAUGUCUGAAACUGCACUUCUCCACCCCCAGAGAAAACCUUCAGGCACAAGUUCUGAUCCAACAAAGAGUCAAGAAACAGGAUGCAUCUUAGAGAAGGUUCCACACGCUCAAACAGAGCCUGUAACAGUUACAGCUGUAGACACUUCACAGAUGCAGUCACCUUUUGUUUUGCACUCAACUUCUUCAACUUGUUCAGAUGCAACACCAGCAGUUCUACACCAGGAAUCCAGGAAUUUGAACACAUUCAACAAGCUUCUUAAACAUUCAGAAGUUACAACUGCUAAUCAGAUUCAUUCUGUUAGUAUCAAACUUAAUCAAUCAAAUUCAAGCAAAGAACUCCGUCUCGGUGAACAUUCAAGUGCCACCACAGACAGUUUAUCUGAGGCAGAUUCUUUCUUGCAAAAAGAAACUGUUAUUUCACAGGAGUUAUCAACAAUGGGAAAUGAGUCAUAUGAUUCCUCACUAGUGGCAAAUAGGCAGACCGAUUCACCAACAGCAGGAGCUUCAAGUAACAGAGGAUUUUCAGUUGCAUCACUCCUUCCAACAGGUCAGAAUAUUACUUCAUCACCUAAUACAUUUGGAUCUUUUAGUUUCACCUCUGAACAGGCAGAGAUUUUAGCAAUGGCAGCGAGAGCUAUAUUUGAGCAAGAUAGCCCUGGACGGAAGACUGAUAGCUGCAGUGUGGAAAAUCCAUCAAAUACAACUGCCACUAGAUGGGAUCUCCCAAAAACACAGCAAACCCCCAUAAUCAAAGAAAGAGUCACAAGUCAACAGUUAAAGCAUUCAAAUCAAGGUGACAUAACAGUUCCAAAAACUCCAUUACUAGUUGAGGUUUCAGGAAUUAGUACAUCUAGUGUCCGGGUUCCACUGAACACAGCUUAUUCUCAGUCACAAACUAGUACACUUACUAGCCUAAAUGUUAAUAAUCUCAUCAGACCAAAUUCUGUUCAGUCUUACCCAGGAUCUCCAAACAUUGGGCAGCAAGCAUCUGUUCCAUCACCAGGUGGAGCAGCAAUUCUAGUGCCUCAGACAUCCUCUCAAGUCACACAAAGUUGCUCUGGCCAAGCACAAGUUAAUAAAUAUGCACCAUCGAAAGGUGCUCACAUGAGAACUCACAUAGGUGCUGGAAUAUCUGAACGCCAUCAAAAGGAUAUGCCAAAACGGUCUGCCCAAGAGGACCUUGUUCUGCCCAUUAACAAGCGCUCGAAACCAUGCUCUGCGAAUAGUGUUGCUCGAAUAGAUGUUAAGGGGACAGAACAUGUCCAAGUGAUGUCUGGACAAAUGCCUCCAAAUUCCUCAUCAGUUAUGACUGGGAACCAUUCUGAUGGAGGAGGUGCUCUGUUUUCUGGAAACACUUUUAUGACCACUGUGCUUCGCCCAUCUGAAGGACACUGCCCUCCUCAACUGGCAUCACAUGAACAAAAUCAACCUAGUGUGUUGCACCUACAACAGGGACACGUACAGCAUGGCAUACCACAGUCGGGACAGAUUCUGGGAGGAAGUCAUUAUCUCAAACAUCAACACCACCAUGAACAACACAGACACCUCUAUCAACUUCAUCAUCUUACACAACCAGAUACCCAGAUGCACAGUAUUCAACAGAGGACUCUGCUACAGGAUCAGAAUGCCCAUAAAAAGAGAGUUGUGCGAGGUGGCCAGACAGGACCACCUGUUAAUUUGCAAAAGCAGCAUCACUUGGAGAAGAAUAGUGUACAGCAUCAGCCACCACAGCAGUCUCAGCAGCAUCAACACCAACAGCAGUCUCAGCAACACCAACAGCAGCAGCAACAAUCCCAGCAGCACCAACAUCAGCAGCAACAACAACACCAACAACAAAAACCACAGCAGCUGCAACAGCAGCAACAGAUGCAACAACAAGGUUCACACUCAAGGCAUCAACAUCUUCAGCAACCACUACACUUUAAUAGACAGGAAAAGAUUUGUGAUGGUCAACAAGGCCCCAGGGCUCAUCAGAACAACCAUUUAAGUCAGCCAGACCGCCAGUCUGGACAGGAUCAUGGAGCUAUGCAAAGGUUGAUGGGUUCCCGCACUUUAGAGCAGCAACUAUCUUCACAGACUAGUCAUUCGGUUUCACGCUCUUCAGACCUUGCUUGCACUCCAUCACGUCAGGAACGUCAUCGGCUGUCUAGUUAUUCCGCUGAAGCGCUUAUUGGCAAAACUUCAAGUGCCGGUGACCAACGCAUGGCACUGCAUACAUUGCAGGCUGCUCGUGGCAAUUCACAGGAUCAGUCUGAAUUACAAGCUUAUAUUGACCCCUCACAUGGCAAAGGAAAUAUAAGUCAUAAUCCUCAAACCAGACUAGCGCAAGAACACUCUGGGGCUCCAGACAUUCAGCGGAUAUCAGAGCGUUUACCGUUCAAGACUCUUGGUGGGCCUCAAGUAAACAACUUUGAUGUACAAGUGUCUCGCAGUGGUGAUAUGACCAGUAAAUCUGUGGCUCCAGCUCAGAGGGGUCCCCAGCAACAGACUGGAUUUAGAAUGGGGACUGUUUCUUCGAGUGAUGGACGUAGUCGUGGUACAUAUGGGACACAUACUUCAGUACAGGGGCUUCAAACUGGAACAGGAUUGCAACGUGAGCAGGACUCAUGCCAUCAGAGCUUUAUGCAAACUCUAUUGGCUCCACAUCUUACUGAACAAACUGGACACCAGAGGGCUGCACAAGGCUGUCCCACAGUGAGUAUAGAUUACAACUGUGGGCCUGGAGUUUCUUCUGGGGAACUUCAGGCUAAAGUCUCAAGCCCCAACUUGCACCCUACACAGACAGCUCCUCCAAUGCAUCUUGGAGACAACAGUAAAGGGCACAUUUCUCAGGUUAGUGGAAAUAUACAUGGUUCUGUAAGAUCGGUUCUGCCCCAUCCUCCUUCAACACCGCACAGUAGCUCGGAUUCAGUCCGUGCUCAAAGUUCUUCCAGGUCGCUUUCAGCUCUCAGUCAGAGAACUCAUCAUAUUGGACCAGAUCCUCAGAGCUCAAAAAUACGCCUGGGAGAUCGACCAAGGUCUGGCAAUCUGAGACCCCUAAACACAUUUGAACCUGAAAGUCCAUUGCCGCUUCCAUCAAGUGGAGGAGUACUUCUUGGGCGACCACAGACAGGUGGUGAAUCUCGGCGCAGAGGUAUUACACGUUUGAUGCCGGACAGUGCGCAGGUUGGCGGUGACAGCAAUUUGGUUACAGAUCAGCAUCUUGCACAGAAUUUUGGCUUUUCAUUUAUUGGUGAGGGAGGUAUGAACCCUCCACCUCAGAUUAAUGCGAAUGCGUCUUUUAUUGCCCCAGUUACGCAGCCCAGUGCCUCACGUACCCCUGCUCUCCUUCCUGUAGAGCCACAGAACACUCUCUCGUCUUUCUACACCUCAUAUUCACCUGCUGCUCAUCCAAGCAUUCCAAAUGAGAUUCCUAUACAGUAUUUUACUAACCAGAUAUUUACAAGUCCAAGUGCUGAUAAAGGUAGCACUGCUCCGCUAAAUAACCGCUUUGGAUCUAUUCUCUCUCCACCCCGUCCUGUGGGCUUUGCACAGCCAAGCUAUCCGCUAUUGACUGAUAUAACACCAAUGCCCAUUGCUAACUCCUCAGGCAUUACUCCUCAUUUAUCUAACUUUAACUUGACUUCUCUGUUGCCAGAAAUAGCAUCAGUGAUGCCCCCUGAUGGUUCUUCAAUGCCAAUGUCUCCUUUACUGUCCCUUGCAAAUUCUUCUUCCUCAGAUGCUAACAAACAGUCUAAUCGCCCAGCUCACAACAUCAGCCACAUUCUUGGGCAUGAUGGGACCUCUGCUGUUUGAAGAUACAUACUGGCCUCAUGCAAAUCUGAAUAUUUGUGUUUAUUGAAUGAAAUUACAUUAGCUUUGGAAAAUAUGGUUUACUGUAUCAUGACAAUUUCUGCCUACAUUCUGAGCUGCAUAGAGCAGCUCUAAUUUUGUUCCUGGGUUUGCUAGUGACAUGAAAAGCAACUGAGAUGUCAAUGUCUACAUAAAUAAAGUGGUUACUACUUGGCAUCAUGCCACAAUAAAAAAACACCCAUUUUUGAUGAAUUAGGCUUCACAGACUGUAAAGAAUGGAUUUAAAGGACUUGGGAGUUUUUCCCAAGUUUUUCCCAUCUCUUAAAGAGACUAAACUAGAUCUUUUUUUGGAUUGAUUUUAUGGAAUGCAAGUUCAAAUAUUUGUACUUAUUUAUGAAAAAUGUGUUUUUGUAGAUAUUUGUAAAUAUACAAAGGUGAAUAUUAAAUUGGUAUUGUUUU